Babjeviella inositovora NRRL Y-12698 is the source of this 1359-nucleotide messenger RNA. RefSeq lists its product as uncharacterized. Gene Ontology annotation, biological process: positive regulation of mitochondrial translation. The record is from RefSeq and is a predicted model, not a curated record. Bases 36 to 1220 code for a protein of 394 amino acids. The transcript has a single exon. NCBI's taxonomy places the organism in Eukaryota, Fungi, Ascomycota, Pichiomycetes, Serinales.
UUUGUCGAUUAUAACGCCUUCCUUAAGCACGCCUUAUGUUAUCCCUCUUGAAACCCUUCAAGCUCUCCCGGAGCUUGAGAUGCUCAAGCCUCUCUCCUUUUCGCUUCUCCACAUCCACUUGUAUCGCAAAGAACGAUCCCAACGCCACAAAGUCCAAGUCCAACAAAUCAUCGUCAAAUCUUAAUCUCCGCAGAACCAAAGCCAAAAUCGAGCCGGCGCUAGAUACCUUCUCUCGCGUCCGCGCCACCGCCAAUAUCAACUACCAAACCUUUCCCGUGACCGCCGUCUCCAUCUGCGAGUCCUACGAUCUCCAUAAAGUAAUCAGCGGCCUCACCCACGAUGACUACACCACCAAUAUCGUCAUUCCCCAGGAAGCCAUACACGUCCGGGUCCCAGUUCACCGUUUAGACACGCAAUACGUGCCGGUAAACUACACCUGGGGAAAAGACUUUGACGUAAUGGUUCUAGCAAACGGGUCCGUGGUUGCCUGGGGCUUGUCGGAAGAGUACCUUCUCGAACACUUUGUGCCUAUGAUUAAGGAUUGUGAGAGGGAAAACUUCGGUUUGGUCGAGAGUGAAGAGCUAGACUACGUGGAAAUCCCCCUGGAAGCCGCCACCGAAUCUCAGAGCUCUGAUGCAAACCUAGGAUCAUAUAUCGACAACCGUGAAUUAAUUGUUAUCAGAGGUUCCACCGCUGACCAGAAGCUUCUCGAUAAAGCCACCUUCGCCUUUGGCCUUGCUCGCUCCACGCGAUUGGCCCUCCUUGAGCAAUACCUUGAGAACUACAUUUCCACCACCAAACAGCACUCUCGGGCGCUUUCCGAGCAGUGUGAAAUCACCUUGAAGGAGCGCCAGAUCUUGCAAAAUAUGGGCAAGAUCUUUCUCAUCAGAAAUAAGCUCAACUUGCACAACGAGUUGAUCGACACGCCGGAUUUGUAUUGGUCAGAGCCUCAUCUUGAGAAGAUCUAUGCGGAAAUUUCCCGUGAAUUGGACGUGUUGCCGCGGAUUGCUAUUUUGAACAAGAAGUUGGACUAUGUUAGCGACGAAGCAACUUCGCUUUUGGCAGUGUUGAACGAGAAAAAGGGGACCCGCUUGGAGUGGAUCAUCAUCUGGUUGAUUUUGAUCGAAGUCUUCUUCGAAACGUUCCACUUCUACGAGCGCUACGUCUUGGAAAGGCGUGUGAAGGAGGCUGAAAGUAAAAUUGGGUUGAACGUAAAGUAGCCAAGGAAAGCAGAUCGCCUACUCGUAUCAAAAUGGGGUAUGGGGGUGCUUAUACUAAUACAAAGUUUUACAAGCCGGGUCAAUACGUGUAUGUACAAAACUGUAUAACACUUUGUAUCUAUUGUGAAUAGUUCUAUGG